CUUUGGAGGAUAUUUGGCACCGAUUGCUUUUGAGGAAAGGAUAAUUCCUACACGGUAGAACUAAAGAGAAAUGAUAUUUGCUGCAACUUGCGUACGAAAUCAGGUACACGAGUUCAGUCGCGCGAGUCUUUUUUCUAAGGGAAACAUCUGUGGAAAAACCGCGUUUCGGCGACACGUGUUUCUCCGUGCGAGCGCCGAUUCCGUGGAGGUGAAUCCACCUUCCUCGCGACGUGAGAAUCGAAGUGAUGGUCGCCCCGUUUACAGUCCGAAUUCUUACCAAGAUAUUUGUCACCACGCCUACCAAUGUGUCGUUGACGGACUCACUGACGGGUACAGUCUUAUGGAGGUGGAGUUUCCAUCCGUGCCAGGAGAAGAUGCUAACUACAAAGCCGCCUCAGAUGUUUAUAUCGAUCUAAACAUUCAGUAUGCUCUUACCAUUUUUAGCGAAGUUUAUAAGGAGACAGGGAAGACCUGUGAAAUUCUUUUACCCGAUGGAACUGAGUACCGACGAGCAAAAAAUGUCUUCUCCAACAUGUUAGAGUUAUCUGAAGGUUGCACGCUCAAUACCCUUGACGGGAAAAAAACGGAAAACGUAAGUACUUUCUUUGAGAAUCUGGUUGAAGGGGCAGGUCUUCGGACACGAGCUGCAGAGGAAGAUUUGAACCUAGAGCACCACGCCGAUAUUUUCGCCAUAGUGAACCUGUCGACCAUAGAUUUGCCCGCUGCCGAACAAUUUUGCAUUACAAAAACCUGUGGAAAACCUUUAGUAUUCCUUAACAACGAACUUGAUACGCUCCGAGCUGAUCUUGGUCUUUUCUCUUUUCCAGAUAAAGAUACCCAUUACCGUUUUCUAUCCAAAAUAAAGCCGAUUUAUUACCUUCGACCACGGGCCUACUCCCGCACUAUCAGUGUCUCGCCUUUUGUUCUAAAUUAUUCUGGUGCUCUUUUCAGAGAAUACCCUGCACCUUGGCAGGUGAUGAUCAAGCAAAACACAGGGGAACUGGUAUGCGUGGCAGAGGAUGAAGACAGGUUCACUUUGGGAGAAGCGAAGGAGGAGAUGCUCGUUGCCCUUGGUUUGGCUGACGAAGAUGGGUCCGCCAUGAAAUUUUUGCGCAGUGGAUACAAGACUACAACCUGGUGGGAAGAGGAAGGAACGCGGGAGCAGUCAGACGCUUGGCGAACCUGAAUGAAAGCUAACAUACUUUUUCAUUUGAGGAGAUAUUCAUUUACAUUUCAUUGUCUACCGUGUUGUCUAGUAUAAGUCUUCUUUCACUUCAGCAGCAAGGCGGGAAAACUGUCCACUGUUC
This is a messenger RNA of Micromonas pusilla CCMP1545, 1307 nucleotides long. RefSeq lists its product as uncharacterized. The transcript has a single exon. Bases 71 to 1186 code for a protein of 371 amino acids. The record is from RefSeq and is a predicted model, not a curated record. NCBI's taxonomy places the organism in Eukaryota, Viridiplantae, Chlorophyta, Mamiellophyceae, Mamiellales, Mamiellaceae.